AUGUUUGUGGAGUCCCAAUAUACAAGGGAUGAAAGCACCAGACACUAUAUGCCAAGUAAUUGCACAGCAAAAAAACUCUGGAAACAGUACAAUCAGUCAGUGAAUGACAACCUGCAGGACCUUCAUGGGGUUAACUUAGAAGAGUUUAAGUAUGGAGGCACUAACAUCACGGCUUUCCGGUUAGUGGAUCCAGAUGGUCCAGAAGUUCACAAAAUCCUUAGGGACUGGAACGCUGGAAUCGAUAUCAAAAACAGAAAAGGAGAACCACCACCAUUGUACCGAGCCGAAACAGCAUUAAUGUAUGACGCAGUUCACUUGUUCGCCAAAGCCCUCCACGACUUGGACACCAGCCAGCAAAUUGAUAUCAAGCCGCUCAGUUGCGAUGCAGUAGAUUUUUGGCCUCACGGAUACAGCCUCAUUAAUUACAUGAAAGUGAGCGCCCCAUACGUCAUGCUGAAAGAAACUAGUGAAAAACUGUCCGGAAACGCACAAUUCGAGGGGUACGCAGUCGACUUGAUCCACGAGAUAUCCAGAGUAUUGGGCUUUAACUACACCAUCAGAUUGGUGCCAGAUGGGAGACACGGAUCGUUGAAUCGAGAGACCAAAGAAUGGGACGGACUUAUCAGGGAAUUGCUGGAUCAAAAGGCGGAUUUGGCGAUAGCGGACCUUACGAUUACGUAUGACAGAUUCACCCCGUACGAGUGGCAGAACCCUCAUCCAUGCAACCCGAACCCCGACCAUUUGGAGAACCAAUUUACGUUGUUCAACUGCAUGUGGUUCGCCAUCGGUUCCCUGAUGCAGCAAGGAUGCGACUUUUUACCCAAGUUCAGCCCCUACGAGUGGGACAACCCGCAUCCAUGCGACAGUGUACCGGUAGUACUCGAGAAUCAAUUCACUUUGUUGAACUCCCUCUGGUUCACCGUAGGUACUCUGAUGCAGCAAGGCUCCGAUAUUGCUCCAAAAGCUGUUUCUACGAGAAUGGUAGCCGGAAUGUGGUGGUUUUUUACUUUAAUCAUGAUCUCUUCGUAUACGGCCAACUUGGCAGCAUUUCUCACAGUGGAGAGAAUGGACUCUCCGAUCGAAACGGCCGAGGAUUUGGCGAAACAGACAAAAAUCAAAUACGGGGCCCUUAGGGGCGGCUCGACUGCGGCCUUCUUUAGGCCUAGUUAUUAUAUUACCUACCUAACCAUUGCUUAG
Molecule: messenger RNA, 1197 nt
Organism: Diabrotica balteata
Lineage: Eukaryota; Metazoa; Arthropoda; Insecta; Coleoptera; Chrysomelidae
Source: the annotation of a GenBank genome assembly